Messenger RNA from Hydra vulgaris (swiftwater hydra), 4773 nucleotides. RefSeq lists its product as uncharacterized. The record is from RefSeq and is a predicted model, not a curated record. Lineage: Eukaryota; Metazoa; Cnidaria; Hydrozoa; Anthoathecata; Hydridae.
AAAAAUUACAAAAUAGCGUUAUAAAAUGGAUAAAAAAGUUAUUGAUGAUUUUGAAAGAGAAAGAGAUGUUUUAAUUAAGGAACUUGAUUAUCAACGGGAGUUAUCAAGAUCAAAUUUUUUAAUCUUCAAGCAGAAAAUUAUUUCUACUGGAGAAUUGUUAGCAGAGUUUCAAAGGAAAUGUCAAGAACUAGAGACACAAAAAAAGAAUACAAAUGAACUAAAAUUAAAGCUUGAAAUAUGUUAUGGUGAAACUGGUUCUCUUCGAAUUCAACUGGAAAAAGCUCUUCAAGCCAAUGAACCUUUAAAAAAGACACUUCGUCGUUUUGAAAAUGAAAAAGCGCAAUUAGAAUCUGAGGUUCAGCAGCUCAAAAAUGUUCUCAAAAGUAAAGAAGCAGAAAUUAUUGAACUAAAAAAAGUUAGUUACUCAUCUCAAAUGGUACAAGAUACAUUGAAGAAAACCAAAUGUGAAACUGAGAAAGAACAUGAGCGUGACAAAAAAAAGGUAUUAAAUCAAGCCAAGCUUCUUGAUCAACUCAAUAAAAAAUUACAAGAUCUUCGAGCAAAAAGCAAAGAAGAUGUUCGCCUUUUAAGACAACUCGAAAGAGAAAAUGCUAAACUAAAAGAAAAAAAUAUUUUAAAAGAUAACAACCAGACAAAUAGUAAUCCCAAAAAAUCUAGUAAAAAGAAGUCCAACCAAGGCAAAGCUAGUCGCUCUUCUCCAAGUGGAGUUUUGUCUCCUUCUCCACCACAUUCUCCAUCAAGUGUAGGACAUUUAAAGUAUCGAGGAAAACGUAAAGUUACCAAAUCUAAAAGUCCAAUCCCAUAUGACGAUAAAGAUUUAAGAAGCCCAAUGUCAAGCUGUGCAACAUCAUCUGGUAGUUCAACAGAUAGUGAUUCUGAAGCACUAGAUGGUUUUGAAUUACAACAGUUACUUGAGCAUACAAAUAAACUAAUGCCAGAUAUUCAUAAGACUUUUUAUCCAGUGCUUUCACCUAUUCCAGCCUCUCCCAAGUCUAAACAUAAAGAACAAUCUGCCUCGUCUCCUGCGGUCAGUUCUAAAGAUUUAAAUGAAGCCACUGAUUUUAUGAAAAAUAUAAAUAAUGUUGAUGGUUUAUUAACUGAUGUAAAUGACGACAGGGAUUCUCCAAAAGUUUUUACUGAUCAGAAUGACCAAAUUAAAAAUGAAUGUAAUUCCAAUGUUUUUACCAUAGAGGAAGCUGAUGAUAAUUCUUUGAAUGGAUGUAGCAAUAAUGUUUUGAAUGAAACUGACAAUAAUUCUUUGGAUGGAACUGAUGAUAAAGCUUUGAAUGAAACUGAAGAUAAUGCUUUGGAUGGAACUAAUAAUAAUACUUUGGAUGGGACUGAUGGUAAUAUGCUGAAUGAAAAUCAUGAUAAUGCUUUGGAUGGAACUAACAGUAAUGCUUUUGGCGGAACUUAUUGUAAUGUUUUAAAUCGAACUGAUGAUUAUGUUUUAGAUGAAAAUGAUGAUAAUGCGUUAAAUGGAACUGAUAAUAAUGCUUUGAGUGGAAUUGAUAAUAUUACUUUGAGUAGAAUUUAUGAUAAUGCUUUGGGUAGAACUGAUGGUAAUCCUUUAGAUGUAGUUGAUGAUAAUGCUUUAAAUGUAGCUGAUGAUAAUGCUUUGGAUGUAGUUGAUGAUAAUGCUUUUGAUGUAGCUGAUAAUAAUGCUUUGGAUGUAACUGCUUGUAAUGCUUUGGGUGGAACUGAUGAUAAUGCUUUGGAUGUAGCUGACGAUAAUGCUUUGGGGGGAACUGAUGAUAAUGCUUUGGAUAUAGCUGAUGAUAAUGCUUUGGGUGGAACUGAUGAUAAUGCUUUAGAUGUAGCUGAUGAUAAUGCUUUGGGUGGAACUGAUGAUAAUGCUUUAGAUGUAGCUGAUGAUAAUGCUUUGGGUGGAACUGGUGAUAAUGCUUUGAGUGGAACUGAUGAUAAUGCUUUAGAUGUAGCUGAUGAUAAUGCUUUGGGUGGAACUGGUGAUAAUGCUUUUAACGGAACUGAUGAUAAUGCUCUGGAUGGAAGUAAUGGUAUUGCUUUGGACAGAACUGAUGAUAAUGCUUUUGAUGGAACUGAUAAUAAUGCUUUGGAUGGAACUGAACAUUAUGCUUGGAAUGGAACUGAUGAUAAUGCUUUGAAUGAAACUAAUGAUAAUGCUUUGGAUGCACCUGAUGAUAAUGCUUUAGAUGGAAUUGAUAAUAAUACUCUGGAUGGUGCUGGUGGUAAUGCUUUAAAUAGAACUGAUGAUAAUGCUUUAGAUGGAAUUGAUGAUAAUACUCUGGAUGGUACUGAUGGUAAUGCUUUAAAUAGAACUGAUGAUAAUGCCUUAGAUGGAAAUGAUGAUAAUACUCUGGAUGGUGCUGGUGGUAAUGCUUUAAAUAGAACUGAUGAUAAUGCUAUGGAUGAAGCGGAUAAUAAUGCUUUGAAUAGAAUUGAUGAUAAUGUUUUGGAUAGAACUAGUAAUAAUGCUAUGGAUGGAACUAAUAGUAAUGCUUCAUACAGAACUUGUGGUAAUUCUUUGGGUGGAACUGGUAGUAAUAUUUUGGAUGGAGCUGGUCGUUAUACUUUGGAUGGAACUGGUGAUAAUGCUUUGUAUAGAAGUGAUAAUAAUGCUUUCACAAAAAUUUUAGAUAGUAUCAAUGUUAAGUUAAGAUCAUUUUCUCCCCCCAUUUCUCCUAUUCCACCUUCACCUAAUAGAUCCCUUCUUACUCCCUUAAUAUCUCCAUUAUCACAAUCUACUCACCACCCAUUUCAUCUGUUAAAUCCUUUAUUGCCCAGAAACUCACAUUUUAUUCCAAUUAUAUCUCCUCUGCCACAAACUCCAUUACCUGAGUCUGUAUCACCAAUUCCUCUUUCUCCGACAAUACUAUCACCACCUCUAAUUCGAAGUUCAGCAUUGUUACAAUCUGAAAACUCAUCUAUAUUUGCUCCAAAACCCCAAUUAAUGCAACCAAUACUUAAAAACAUUAAUGAUUUAAAUGUUGAACAAUCAUUGAGUAAUAUUGCAAAAUCUAAAGUAGAGUGUGACUUUGUUGCAAAGCGUGCAUUAUUGCUCAAUGAAACAAAUGUUGCAAAGCGUGCAUUAUUGCUCAAUGAAACAAAUGUUUCAAGGCCUAAAAAUACAAAAAUUGAAAAUAGCUGUAAAAAUUUCUUAUCUUCAACAGUAUUUACUAAAGCUUCUAUAACUUCUACAACCACUUUAGUAAAGUCCAAUUUUAAUAGGAUGUCUCCUGAUAAAAAGGUUGUUAAUACAAAUAGUGUGGAAUCAGAUACCAUUGUUACUUGUGAAAAGCAAAGUCUGAAACGGAAACAUUUAUUGCAUGAAGAAAACUUAUGUAAAAAAACGAAAAUUUGUAAAAACAAUUUCACUGUAAAACACAUUUCAGAUACAUCAAAACAAUCUUCAGAACCAUUAAAACAAUCUUCAGAAGGUUUUGAUAAUUUACCGCAACUUUUAAAAAGUUUUUCUGAAAAAUCUAUAAAUAUACAACAUCUUGUUACAAUAUUGAGUGAUAAAGUAAAUAACAGUGCAGCCUCUCUUUCAAGAGCUAUAGUAAAGUUGAUUGUCUCAUGUGAAGAGUUUUUAUUACCAGUUAUCUUGAAAUUAAUUCAAACAAAUUUAUGUUCAGAAUGUGUAGAAAAACCUGAAGAGAACUGUAAAAUAUGCAAAAAACAAAAUUUUUUUGAGACUUGUAAUCCAUUAUCUAUCUUAACUCAAGUGCUUACAGAAACUGAGUAUAACCUUCUGUGUAUAUUAAAUGAACUGGUAAAGUUACCACAUAUGAAAAAACUUUAUAUUUUUCUUAAAAAGCAUAGUCGUUAUGCAGUAUUUGAAGGAAUGGGUAAAAGGUUGUCAUGUGAAAUUUUAGCAUUAUGUCGUUUGUAUGCUGUUCUAAGUCGUAUAAGUAACAAACUUGAUGACCUUAUAUAUUUUUUAUAUAUCCUUGCAUAUGACAAAGUACCUCAUACUAAUUUUGCAAUGUUUUUCAUUACUUGUUAUUCAAUAUGGCCGUCGAUUAUAUUUCAAUCAAAUCUUAUUUCCCAAAACAAAGAUAAAAGACUUGAAUAUCAUAAUGUAAAACUUUCACCUCUGUCUGGAGCUUUUCAAAUAAUAGCAUUAUAUGAAGCUGCUUUAAAAGAAGAUGCCAACUCUCUGAAAAUUCUGAAAUAUUUGUUUUCAAUAAAUGUGCGAGUAACUAUACAAUUUUUAAAAGAAUAUAUUUUUGAAUUGUUUAAUCUUCUGUGUGAACACAAAUUUUCCUUUAUGGUGAGAAACACAGAUACAAGAGAACUUAAUAUGUGUCCUUAUGCUUAUUCAACUGCCAAAGCCUUAGUUCUUGUUUGCACACGAAUUGGAUGGGAAUGGACUUAUAAUACAUUAAUACUGUCAACAAUCAUUCAAUAUUUAAUACAAGGAUUUGCUAACAAAAAUAUUCAUAUAGACAACAUUAGUAUUUUGAUUAGAUCAAUUGGUUUCUUGUGUCAGUAUGGUUAUUCUUGUGGAUACACCAAUUUUAAUGAAAUAUCAGAUUUUUUGGUAACAAUUCUUAAAACUUCGCAAAGCAUUGCAGGUUCUGUUAGCGAAAGUGUUCAAGUGGCCGCUGUAUUUGCUUUGAUGGAUAUAAUUCCGAGUCAGUCUUUUAAACUAUUGUCUCUUAUUGAAAAAUGGAUUGAAGAUACAAAAGAUUUUCCAGUACCAGCAUAUAUUGAUCAGAACAUAAGUAGAAUAAGUAAAUUAAUUAAGAAAAAUAAGUAAUUCUAUUG